Molecule: messenger RNA, 204 nt
Organism: Staurois parvus
Lineage: Eukaryota; Metazoa; Chordata; Amphibia; Anura; Ranidae
Source: the annotation of a GenBank genome assembly
AUGGAUGAGAUGGACGCGCCGCAGAUGAAGAAGGAGGUGGAGAGUCUAAAGUAUCAGCUGGCUUACAAACGAGAGAUGUCUUCCAAGUCUAUACCCGAAUUAUUAAAGUGGAUUGAAGAAGGAGUACCCAACGACCCAUUUCUGAACCCGGAGCUGAUGAAGAAUAAUCCCUGGGUAGAAAGAGGAAAGUGCAGCAUCCUGUGA